GUUGUUUUUUUCUCUCUUUUUGUCCUCAGCAGUCUUACACUGCUGCAUUUUAUUAUUUUAGUUAAGGGUUGGAUUUUGGUAGUCUUGAUUUGUGGGUUUUACUUAUUUGUUUUUUUUUAGGGAGAUUAAGUUUAGGCAGUCCUUAGCAGGGAGAUGCUGACUCAGACGGUCGACAUGGCUGGGUCAGCAGUCUCCCUAACUUAUUUUAUGAUUGGCCAAGGAGCAAAUUCCCUUUGUUUUGUCUUCAUUUCAACCAGCACACUAAUUAUUUCGUCUUUGGUCUUUCAUUUCAGGACACAGGAUUUACUUUAUUUAAUAAACUGAUUUCCUUUUACUCUAAUUGGUGUCCAAUUGUCAUUAGUGUCCCUUUUUGUAUUUCCCCCCCUAGACCCGAGCCAUGUCUACCUAUAGGGGACACAACAACAACAAUGCAAAUGAAGAAAGUUUUUCCUUUUUUUAAGCAUUUAAAGAUUACAUUUCCUCCAAAGUUCGGUGAUGUUUGUUCACAGCAGUUACUGUACGGUAAAGAAUGCUUGCCAACACAUUAAAUUGCAGCAUAAAUUAAAGCCUGUGGUGUUUUCCCGAUGAAAAACAUGCUCUCCGAGCAGGAGAAGUUAGCGUUGAUAAAAUAAACCCUGAAGCAAAAUAUCUGCAGGUUUUUUUUUUAAUGAUUCAACUCCGCGGACUGGCCUCCAGCUAAAAGCUAUGACUUAUGGCUCUCAUGAAAAUCUCUUAAAACCUUCAUCAUCAGGUGGUAACGAGGCUGUUAUCAUUUAGGAGAUACUUUGUUUAGCCGAAUGUGUUUAGCCCGCUCUCUUCCCUUGUUUAUUACAGCUAAAGGCAGCUGGUGGCUGCCAAUUACUGCAGCCUCUAGUGCAGGACAUUUAUGUGGCCCCCGCCGCCACCCAUCAUGCAUCCCACGCUUUGUAGCGCAUCAGAAAAGCCCUGCAGUGAAUUUGCAGAGACCGGGCCCGUUUGAAAAGCUUCACUCAAGACACACUAGAGCAUGAAGUGAAGUUAAACUCCUGAGGAAGUGUCUCAGAUGUAUUGACUCGUUAACUCGAGUAAGUGAGGAGACAUGCUCAAACUUCAAGGGUCUAUAGAUGUGCUUUGUUUCCUCAUUAUGGGAAAAACUGCUCGAUUUUUACACCAGAAUUUAACAUGAUGGCAAUUCUUAUUGACUUUUUCCACUUUCUUGUUGGUAAAAAACCAUGAAGAGUUUUGACAAAAUACAUUUGCUGCAGUUUUGUAUCCUUGACUUGAAUGUGUUGGUUUGUUGUCUGUGUUUUAUCUUCCUGGAUGGCUGAGCUGUUCCAUGCUUUAUAAACUGAUUGAAAAGAAGGAUAUUUAAUGUGUUUUGUUUUCAAAGUACAUUAUUUUUCUAUUUUUUGUCUGCUUUGUGUAUGAAGUGGUAACACUGUUAACUUCCUGUUGUAACUUCUCGCGAGACUCUGUUCUAUCGCGAGAUCUCGGCACUUUCGUUUUGGGCGCGCUCUGCCCUGUGAUGGCAUGUGAUGAGCGGGAGAGAAAUAAAGAAGUGCAAAGGAAACGAACGUCGUGUUUGUUGGAUUUUUCAUGGUAGCAGAGGAUGGUUUCCAACUAUAAAAUACCGCCGAAGUUGGAUGAAACAAGAUCAUACGAAGGCUGGACAAAUGAAGUCGCGAUGUGGAGAUUGGUUACGGACUUGGAUAAAAAGAAACAGGCGCUCGCCGUGGCGCUCGGGCUCGAAGGACGAGCCAGAGAAACGGCUUUGGAAAUAUCCGCGGAUGAUCUGAACAAAGAUAACGGUAUGGAAACUUUACUUGGAAAACUGGACUCGAUAUUUUUAAGGGAGGAAAAAGACCGAGCUUAUGAAGCAUAUUCCCACUUUGAUUCAAUAUCUAAAGAAAAUGUGAUGUCCAUGGCGGAUUACAUUAUAGAGUUUGAACAAAGAUACAAUCGGAUGAAACACUACGACAUGACUCUGCCGGAUGCCGUUUUGGCGUUUAAACUACUUGACACAGCCUGUCUUGAUGAGAACAGCAGGCAACUCGCUCUCACAGCGUGUGCAGAUUUAACAUUUGCAUCCAUGAAGUCCGCAUUAAAACGGAUUUUUGGAGGGAAAAGUACAGAAGCAAGUAAAAGCAGUGAUACACAAGAUGGAGUGUUUUUCACUAAUCAAAGAGCAGCAGGCAGAUUUAAGGGGAGCAGCAUUUCAUCACAGACCAGACAGCGGCAGCCGCAGCAAGGUACAAAUCCAGUUGAUAAACAUGGAAGAAGAACUAGAUGUGCCAUCUGCCAGAGCACCUACCAUUGGGCUAAAGAUUGUCCUCAUCGGAGAAAUGAUGUGAAAUUGACAGAAGAUGAAGAUGUGGAAGAAUGCAACAUUACAUUAUUCACUGAAGCAGCUAUGACGGAAUCAGAGAUUUUUCUAACUGAAUCACAAGGAUCAGCGAUCAUUGACACUGCAUGCACACGUACUGUUUGUGGUGAAAAAUGGUUGGAAAGUUACAUUAAAGACCUGAACCGGAGCCAAAUACACAAAAUGAUGCAAACAGAAUCUCAAAGUUGCAGACCCUUUAGGUUUGGAGAUGGCCAAGUUGUGUAUUCAAACAGAAAGGUAAAGCUCCCCGCAAAAAUUGGGCAAACAAAAUGCCACAUUGAAAGUGAAGUUGUGCCAGCUGAUAUUCCGUUGCUGCUGAGUAAAAUGUCUCUAAAGAGAGCAGGAACUGUUUUGGACAUGGAGAAUGACAGAGUUGUCAUGUUUAAGGAACAAAUACCCCUUGAGCUCACCAGUUCGGGACAUUAUUGUGUGGACAUCAGAGAUGAAACUGCAGAAGUGACCUAUAGUGAAGCUGAAAGUGAAGUUCUUGUUGUUACAGCAGAGAUGUCUCCAAAAGAGAAACAAAAAAUACUUCUGAAGCUUCACAAACAGUUUGGCCAUGCUUCUGCAGACAGGCUGCAGAGACUCAUUCAAAGCUCUGGAAAUAAUGACAAAGAUUGCCUGUCCAUUUUGCAGCAGAUCAUUCACGAGUGUGAGAUUUGUCAGAAACAUCAAAGGAGUAAACCCAAACCUGCUGUUGGUUUACCCAUGGCAUCAGAAUACAACGAGACCGUAGCAAUGGAUCUGCAUGAGCUGGAGCCAGGCGUUUGGUAUCUCCACAUCAUUGAUCACUUCACACGCUUCAGUGCAGGAAACAUCGUGAGAUCCAAGAAACCUUCAGAGAUCAUCAAUUCCUUCAUUCACUCAUGGAUAAGUGUUCAUGGUGCCCCGAAGCGGAUUUACACAGACAAUGGUGGAGAGUUCAACAAUGAGGAAGUCAGAAACAUGGCAGAAAGCUUCAACAUUGAAACAAAGACUACAGCGGGAUACAGUCCCUGGAGCAACGGGUUACUGGAGAGACACAACAUGACAUUAACUGAGAUUCUUCUGAAAGUAAGAAAAGAAAAUGGAUGUAGUUGGCAAACUGCUCUUGACUGGGCUCUUAUGGCAAAAAAUAGUAUGAUCAAUGUGCAUGGUUAUAGCCCACAUCAACUUGUGUUUGGUCAAAAUCCCAAUCUCCCUUCUGUUUUGGUUGAUAAACCACCUGCUCUCCAGGAUGUUUCCACGAAUACAAGAGUAGGGCAACACUUAGCAGUAUUACAUGCUUCCAGGAAAGCUUUCACUGAGGUAGAAUGCUCAGAAAGAAUAAGAAGGGCACUACGCAAACAGAUCAGACCCACUGAUGAGAAGUACGAGACAGGAGACAGAGUGUAUUAUAAACGAACAGACAGUAUUGAAUGGAAAGGUCCUGCUGUAGUCAUUGGUCAGGAUGGGGCUGUCGUGUUUAUAAGACAUGGUGGAAUUCUUGUCAGAGCUCAUCAGUCCAGGCUGAGAAAAGUUAAUGCACAGGAUGAAAAUCAACCAGAACAGCUCAGUGUUCCCGUUAAUGGGAAAGAAAAUGAAAGCACAGAAAAAGAUGUGACAGAAAACUCAGAAGAUGAAUCAGAUGUACAUGAAAACAUAGAAACAGACGAGACAGAAAACUUCAUGGAAAAUAAUGAUAAUACAGGCUCAGAGAAGGAUGCAACAACUGCUGCAUCUCCAACUGAAGUGAAACUGAAGACAGGUCAGAUCAUCACAUUCACAAACAGAGGUGAUGGCGUUCAGCACACAGCCAGGGUUUUAGGCAGAGCAGGGAAAGCCAAGGGACAGUACAAAAACUGGUACAAUGUGCAACAUCUUGAACCUGAUGGCAGUGAGGGACACACACAGGCGUUAGAUAUGUCUCAGUUUGACAAUCUCCACGCUGAACAUGAAAACACAGAUUCUGAUGUACUGAUCACCAAAGAUGUUUCUUUUGAUGCUGCUAAAAAGCAAGAGUUUGAAAACUGGCGAAACAAUGGUGUUUAUGAAGAGGUUCCAGAUGAUGGUCAAAAAUGCAUCUCCACUAGAUGGGUGUGUACACUGAAAGAAACUACAAAUGGUAUUGUUCCCAAAGCUCGCCUUGUGGCCAGAGGUUUUGAAGAAUCAAACAUUCAUGAGUUACAAAAGGUGCUUCACCACUGUCUCUUCUGAAAGCACUAGAUGAGGGCCGAUGGGUACGUUAAGGGUUAUUUGCACCAUGUACUUUAUGUAUGCAACUGUUUAUUGUUUAAUGUUCAAAUGAGGACAACUUAAAUUUAACGUUUCUUAAGUGUUGUCUAAAUAUAAUUUUUUUUUAAAGUAAGAUGGAGAUUGUUAACUUCCUGUUGUAACUUCUCGCGAGACUCUGUUCUAUCGCGAGAUCUCGGCACUUUCGUUUUGGGCGCGCUCUGCCCUGUGAUGGCAUGUGAUGAGCGGGAGAGAAAUAAAGAAGUGCAAAGGAAACGAA
This is a messenger RNA of Oryzias melastigma (Indian medaka), 4832 nucleotides long. RefSeq lists its product as uncharacterized. Gene Ontology annotation, biological process: DNA integration. NCBI's taxonomy places the organism in Eukaryota, Metazoa, Chordata, Actinopteri, Beloniformes, Adrianichthyidae. The transcript has 2 exons. The record is from RefSeq and is a predicted model, not a curated record. Gene Ontology annotation, molecular function: zinc ion binding; nucleic acid binding. The coding region runs from base 1589 to 4537 and encodes 982 amino acids.